Pelmatolapia mariae (spotted tilapia) is the source of this 1068-nucleotide messenger RNA. Its product is annotated as odorant receptor 131-2-like. The record is from RefSeq and is a predicted model, not a curated record. Gene Ontology annotation, cellular component: membrane. The transcript has 2 exons. Gene Ontology annotation, biological process: detection of chemical stimulus involved in sensory perception of smell; G protein-coupled receptor signaling pathway. Bases 1 to 1068 code for a protein of 355 amino acids. Gene Ontology annotation, molecular function: G protein-coupled receptor activity; odorant binding; olfactory receptor activity. NCBI's taxonomy places the organism in Eukaryota, Metazoa, Chordata, Actinopteri, Cichliformes, Cichlidae.
AUGCAGAAUCUGACUGAACUUCCUUUUAAUGUAACUUCCCAAAAAAGCCUGUCUCUUAUCAUCAAAGUAUGUGCAGUUAUCCCCUUCUUCUGCACCUUCCUCUACUGCAUUGUUGUCAUGCUGCAUGUGUUUGCAUCUCACAGGCAGUUCCUAAACACUCCACGUUACAUCCUGUUUGCCCACAUGUUGAUCAAUGACACCCUGCAGCUUCUGUCCUCUGUGCUGCUUUUCCUACUUGUAAUGGGUCAGGUAAAAUUUCCUGUUUUCUACUGUUUUCCUCUGCUGUUCAUAUCCACUGUUACUUAUCAGAACACACCUUUAAUCCUGGCCGCAAUGUCCCUGGAGCGUUAUGUUGCCAUCUUCUACCCCCUGCAGCGCCCAGCCGCCUGGCGCUCAGGCCGUAUCUGGAUCAUUAAUCUUUGUCUGUGGCUUAUAAGCUGCAUAUUCCUUAUCAUCGAGUACUCCAUCGGGAAGCAACGUCCUGCUGUAGAUGUCCUCUCUACACCUGUACUCUGCAAAAAUUUACUUAUCAACUCAUCUCCAAUCCAAGCAUUAUUCAGAACUGCUGUGAGUGUGAUGUUCUUUGCAGCUGUGGCUGUUGUCAUCUUCUUCACAUAUGUGAGAAUCCUACUGGAAACCAGGAAGCUGAGACAGGACAGAGUAUCUGUGAAUAAAGCCAAGCACACUGUGCUACUGCACGGCUUUCAGCUGCUUCUGUGUAUGUUGGCUUUCACUCUCCCCAUCACUGAAACUCUCAUAUUGCUGUACACUAAAUGGCCAGUAGAAGACAUUACCUAUUUCUGUUUUUUCUGUUUUAUCCUAAUCCCACGCUUUCUUAGCCCGCUCAUCUACGGCUUCAGAGAUCACAGUCUGAGGGGCUACAUUGGGAAAACAUUCCUCUACUGCUCAAACACAGUCAAGCCCCAUUUCAGAAGCAAACAGCAGCUGAAAGCCAAACUUGAUUCUCAGGUGGGGAUUUCCCCUUCUUUGAGUGACAGCAGCCUCAACAUAGCCAUUGUCCUCAUCACUGAGUUCCUUCUCAUCGGUCAUGCCAUCUUCCGCUUUUGA